This is a messenger RNA of Phialemonium atrogriseum, 3119 nucleotides long. RefSeq lists its product as uncharacterized. The record is from RefSeq and is a predicted model, not a curated record. Lineage: Eukaryota; Fungi; Ascomycota; Sordariomycetes; Cephalothecales; Cephalothecaceae. The coding region runs from base 200 to 2752 and encodes 850 amino acids. The transcript has a single exon.
CACUAUCCAGCUUUCGCCAACAUCCUCAUCCCUUGUCGCAGUUUCUAUAUGCACACCAUGCAGGGCGGCUGUUUGCCCAGCGCCACCUUCUGAUUUUGAUGUCUGUUAUCCGUACCUUGGCUGUACCUUACUGGGUAGGGCGUAUCUCUCUCAUGGCCUGUUAUUGCUACCAUUGCUACCUCUUCUCCUACCUCCUGUUAUGUACUCACCAACGUUGGGCGGCCUACUCAUGCGCCACACAGAGUCUAGUGACGUUCUGUCGACAUCAAUAUUAAAGAGUACCAGAGUACCUAUUCACUCCUUCCAUGUCUUUUGCCCGGCUUCCUACCUACUUGAUCUCUUAUAUGGUCUUGGCAUUGGCCGUCUGCUAUUCUCCUCCAGCUUCCGCCUCAGACACGAUGCAACCGGGAACGUUAUUACCACCAAGCCAUUGAAGCUAUACUUAUCUCGCGUGUACUAUGUGAUCUCCAUUCUGCUUCUGUCCCACCCAUCCCUUUCGUGUCUCCCGGGAGUCAUGCCCAUUAUGCUGUCUCGGUCCAACUUCAGCAUCCGGAGGCUCAUUUCGCACCGGCGGCCACGGAACACCGGCGAGGACGAAGCGUCUUUCUUAUUGGAACAAGAUGAGAGAGGAACCCCGAAAGCCGCUGCUCAGCAGCACAAGGUCUGGUCAUGGAUGACACCGAAGCAGCCGCCAACAAAGCUUCCCGAGCCCAUUAUCGUUGUUAGGAGCACCAAAGAUAUCCAUAGGAUCAACCAUUUGCCUCCGUUACCCGAUACCCCAUUUUCCUCGAAGAGUUCUUUGUGUAGCUGCGAGUACCAUAUCGCCGGCCAGGCCUGGCCUCGACAACUCGGGAGUAGUCCUGCUCUUUGUCCAGUUACAUCAAAGGUUGACCUUGGGAGGCGAUCAACUUCGCCUGCCAGCAUUUUACGUGACGAUGGGCGACUGUCACAUCAACUGUCCCAAACAACAGAGGAGGAAAAUAUUACACCGCCAAUGACCGCAGAGUCGAUGGUUGACCACAGCGAAGCCCUUUCGCCUCUGCCGGGUGUAGGGUCUGGCCUUGGGCCUCGAGCACAAAAGCUCAAGGGUAUCGAAACUCAAGAGAAGGAAGUAGGGCAAUGCUCGGAUAAUGUACAGCGACUGAUCCGAGAGACGGACGAAGCCUUCGGGUCCGUAGGAAACGCUAUCGCCCAGGCAAAGCUGGACCCCGAGCCCUUCAGGAUCAUCGGGAAGCCAAGCCUUGACCACCCCAUAAGAUCCCCUGUUUUUCAACAAAGUAGCCCCCGGAAUCCUCGGAGGGCCGCUGCUCUGACACUGAAGUCUCCCACCAGAACUGGAUCGAUAUCGAAACCAAAGAGAGAAGGACCCCAGAAAUCACGAAGGCGGCCACGGCCAGCCAUAAGGCAGAUCCCAAAAUGGACAAAUAACGCAAAAGAACUGUUCAACAUCCGCCUAUUCGGCCGCAUCGAGGCUGACGAAAUGCUGCCCCUAACCCGACUGGAGGAGAUAAGAUUGAGCAGGUCGUCGCUCCUCCACCCGAAGAGGUCGACGGAGACGCUGCGAACCAUCGAGACCGACGGGAGCGAGACACCGAUCGAACCCUUCCAUCUCCAAGAUCUACCGUCGCGAAUAGGCGCCGCGGGCGUCAGUCUAUCCGUUCCGUCCCCGAUCGAGGAAGUCAGGACGCCUCGCUCGUCCGGCAUCCACUUCGAAGGCGCGGGAACGGAUUGUCCGUCGAAGGCGAGAGACAACAAGGAAAACAAAGGAACCACUUCAUCAGCACAGACCGAGAUGAUUUCCAACAAGGACACCAUUGCAUGUAGGGACAUCUCCUUUCCCGCGCCACCAGCGAGGAAUCCCCUUCGACUCGCACGAGGACAGCAUCCUCCCUUGCCGGCCAUCCCCGAAGUGAUGGUCACAAGCCCCGAAAACGCUCUUCUGUCUCCUUCGUCCGAUCCGGCAGCCUCGAAAAACGAGGUCUUUAUGUUCCUCCCUUGCAACCCCUACACCCUUACCGUGCCGACUUUCCGCCAUGGCCCGAUCCGGCUAGCCAAGGCAGACCUCGCCAUUGCCUACAGCUCAUCCAAUCUUGCUGUGGCUGCGCUCGAUGAGACGCUCGACUGGACAGCCUUUCAGAUGGCCAUCCUCGGCGGGGCGGGCGACUUCUUUGGCGAGGCGACCGACUACAGCCGUCGUUCCGACGGCGACGUGGGCGAGGUUGACGAUCUCUGUGACUGGUUCGAGUCCUUCGGUUUCGAGAACCACGGGCUGCUCAUCGGCGAGCGAGUCACACCAUCGUCGACCCCGGGCGGUGCGAAGAGGAGAUCCAGAAACUCACGAGCCAGUGCUGCGAGCGCUAAGAGGACCGACACCGGCGAGGGCCUUCCGAUCCCCGUGGAGCACGAACAUCCGCACGGCUUCUGGAACCAGGGCCAGUUCGACGCCAGCCGCUUCUAUAACGCGCGGGGUUUCGGCAUCAGGCGCUGGGCUAUGGAGGGGCACCCGAAGCGCUACGAGAAGUCGCUGAAUCUCAAUGCGGGCGGCGGGCAGGGACGGAGGGCGAGCGUCUUGAGCCUGCCGCAGAGCCCGAUGAUGGAUCUGGUCGUCGGCAAGGACUCGGACGGGAAGGAAUUCAUCGUGCCCAUGGGAUACAACCUCGGUCAUGACUUGGGCGACUUCCUUAGGUGGGAGGCCGAACAUGUGUGUGCGCCGGGGUUCUAUGGGCCCGGGGAAACUAAUAACGAUAUAUGAUGUCGAUGUCUGGCUGGCGUUUUUGGAAACCCUAUCGACAAGGGUAUUAGAAAGGUAUGGGAAUCUGGGCAUCAUGGAAGGGCGUAUACCUAUAUAUAGUUGAUAUAAUUUGGCGGGCGUGAGCGCCCUUGGUUGGGUAAAAGGCUUUUUUGGCUUGGAGAACCUCCACGCAGAUUGGAGAAAGGAGGCGCUUGGGUGUCAACUGUCAUUACCGUGGCGUUGAGAAGAUCUGAAACUUGGGAAGCGAUGAGCUGGAUUAAGAAUCAUUGAAGUGGCUGGGCCUCUUCGCUCCAGGGAACUAGCUAAUUCCAUAUAAUCUCAGCUAUGAGUGAUCCAGACUUGAUGCAAGCAUAAUUCUUUUCUGUCG